Molecule: messenger RNA, 1659 nt
Organism: Monosiga brevicollis MX1
Lineage: Eukaryota; Choanoflagellata; Craspedida; Salpingoecidae
Exons: 2
Coding region: 1-1659 (552 amino acids)
Source: RefSeq, a predicted model, not a curated record
AUGCUGUGUGUGUGUGUGUGUGUGUGUGUGUGUGUGUGUAUGUGUGUGUGUGUGUGUGUCUCUCUCUCUCUCUCUCUCUCUCACUCUCGAUCAAACCAAUUCAUCACUCUCUUCCUUCUCUCUGUCUCUCUCUCUCUGUCUCUCUCUGCUGUCUCUCUCUCUCUCGCUUGUGUUGGCAGGCAGGCGGAGAACGAAAGAAAGGGCAGCGGUGUGGUGGUGGUGGUGGCGGGUGACCGCUUGCGGGGCGCAGGCAUUAUAAAGCCGAGCGUGGCGUUGGAUGCCGGCUCACCUGACCUCGGCCUGGCCGCUCCACGUAAGGGACGACGGGCAUCUGAUGAGAUCUAUAACACCUCGUUCCCGCGACGCCAUCAUGCGGACCACACCGGUGCAGAUCUCAGCUCCUCUCCCCCCACGCUGACCGAUGCCGCCCAAAACGUGAUUCAAGCUCAGCCCCUGGCGCAGCGUGUGGCCCCCAUAUCGCCUUCUCAAGCACGCAGACGCCACAGCCGGCUGGAUAGCUGCCCUCCCGGUCAUCUCGUACACCGACCUCACCCAGCGCUACGCCUCUUGUGGGACCCCAGCCUCUACGUGAACGGGGUAGCCCAACAACCGUCCGCUCAUGCCGCUCGAUUGGAGGCUGCAGGAGACAGCCAUUCCACUUCAAACCGAGCAACGCAACCAACGCAACAACGCCAAGUUGAGACCACGGCUGCUUUGAACCCCGAGGAUGAGCCUGCGACCGAAGCAAACACCGUUCCUGCAGUCCAGGCCAUGCCUGUUGCGGGUGCUACCUUUUGCAUGUCCGCGCUGCUGGAUGCCGCACCAGGUGUGGCCGAACCCACUGUGGCUGAAGACAUGGCGCAACACUCCCCGCCUCCUACAGACCGGGCCACUCGCUCCCUCUGGCGAGAGGCGCCCAUCUCUUCGCAUCCUUCCCGGGUAUUAUUCGACACGGACGCCCAAAGCAUGCUACGCACGCCAGCUGCGCCGGCUGCGCCGGCUGCACCAGCUCAGCUGGUCUUACCUCGCCCCAGGCAGGCUGGGCGAGGCUUUAGUGUGGCCCGCUCCAACUCGUUUGCAUCUCGACCUUUUGCUGCGCGCAUGCACCCUCCUCCGUCUUCCCCACCACCCCUCGCUCGCGUGCCGCUGGGCCAGGACCUGCUGGACCAGGACCCCUUGCCCCAGCACCCAGUACCCCACGCGCUUCUGAGACACGGCCCUGUGAGCACGGCUGAGAGCUCGCGUCUCAUGACUGGGUCACCCGAGGUGCCCAUUAACGGAGUGGAGCAGCAGCCAUCGGCCGUUCUUCGCGCUCGGCGCUGUAUCACGGGUCAUCACCCCGCCUAUCCGGAGGGACCCGCCGAAGAAAACGGUGGAUCGGACGCCGCAACACAAGCCGCUGACACGGCGACGUGGUGUACCAUGUCGCUUGAGCCACAGCUGGCAGAAAUGCACGUGUUGUCCGACCAAAUCUCCCUCGUAGCAGACCGCGUAGAUGACCGCUUUCAUCAGCAUCUGCCGCGCAAAAUGGAAAAGGCCCCGAGCCCCAACUUCAACAACUUUUCUGGCCACCCGCCCUCUCCCUUGCCCUACCGCCCAGACCGUGUGGUGUUUCGUCGGCCGUCCCAAGGCGCAAUCAGACGUGCAUCCAUGUUUUGA